Amborella trichopoda is the source of this 1837-nucleotide messenger RNA. It is a transcript of the gene HRD, whose product is annotated as Integrase-type DNA-binding superfamily protein. Gene Ontology annotation, biological process: regulation of DNA-templated transcription. Gene Ontology annotation, molecular function: DNA-binding transcription factor activity; DNA binding. Lineage: Eukaryota; Viridiplantae; Streptophyta; Magnoliopsida; Amborellales; Amborellaceae. The record is from RefSeq and is a predicted model, not a curated record.
GUCUGAGGUCCUUGCUCAACAGCAAGGCAUUUGCAGGAAUCACCAUUGCUUACUACUCCAAACUGCUGUAUCCCUCCACUCUUUUCAUUCAAAGCCUCUCAAAUUUUCACCCUAAACCCUUAAAUACCACAGGCUCUGCAAUUUUCAUGGCACCAAAUAGCCACAAGUUCCAAAAGUCAGUCAUAGUAACCUUUGAAUUAAGCUUACAAUUUCUCUCUCGAUCCUAUGAAUUCAUCUACAUGAUCCAAAAUCUAGGCCUGGUGGCCUUGAGAUUGAGCUUGCCAUUCCUCUUUCUUCCUCAUGAAUCUAUCUCUAAGCAUGAGAAGUUAGGCAUAUGGGGUUUUGAAUUCUUCUCUGUCACUCAUGAAUCCAUAUGGGCCUUGGUAUUGAGGUCACAUUUCCUCUCUCUCUUACUCUUUGAAUUCAUCAACAAGUUCUAAGUGCUAGGCAUAGGGGCUCAAGAUUAAGCUCUCGGUUUCUCUUUGCUUCUCAUGUAUCCAGCUAAUGCCACUAAAAGUUGGGUUAGGGUUUUAAGGUCAUGCUUAGAUUCUCCCUGUCCUCCUCCAUGAAUCCAUUUCCAAGCUCAAGAAGCUAGGCAGAGGGCUUUAGAUUCACAUUCACAUCUCUCUCUUAUUCAUGAACCCAUCAGACAUGCCUGAGUCCACCGGCGGCAGUGGUGGUGCCAAAUCCGGGCGCCACCCCAUUUAUCGAGGUGUGAGACAGAGAAAAGGCGGGAAAUGGGUGUCUGAGAUACGUGAGCCCAGAAAAUCAACACGAAUAUGGCUCGGGACAUAUGCCACCCCGGAAAUGGCCGCCGUAGCGUACGAUGUAGCGGCGCUAGCCCUAAAGGGAAGACAUGGUGCGACACUAAACUUUCCAGACUCUAUAGCAGAUCUCCCCUCUCCAUCCACAAAUUCCUCUUCUGACAUCCGCGCCGCAGCCGCUUCUGCUGCAGAAGCACUCUCUGGAUCCAGAAACCCAGGUUUUGCACUCAAAGGAACAGAUUCGACGAUGACUGCGCAAACGACUUCUGGUGAUCCGAACAUCACCGGCGAUUCAUCAGAUUUUCCGGUUUUUGGGGAGUCCGGAGAUUCAGACAUGACUGAAUUCAUGGAUGAGGAAUUGAUAUUUGAUAUGCCAAAUUUGCUGGUGAGCAUGGCUGAGGGUUUGAUGCUCAGUCCUCCAAGGCUAGGUGAGGAGGAGGGUUGUGGUGGUGGAGAUGACAAUUUGUGGAACUAUAAGGAGGAGCCAUGAACUUUACGUUGUCGUGCCAUGCCAUAAUUAAUAAGUAGAAUAAGAGUGACUACCCACCUCAAAAAUAAGAGAGCUUUAUAUCAUAUAAAGAUGUGAAUAAAAUGUGAUCCCUUGUCCUUUCUAGAAAUGGCAUGGAUACCCUUAGGCGUUUGACUUUUUCUGUCAAAUAACACACAUGUCAAGCUCUUCAACACCUCACCCGCCUCCUCCCCCAACCCCCCCAAAAAAAAACAAACAAAAGAAAAAAAAAAAAACAAAAAGAAAAACCACAAAAAAAAAAAGUAGUGUGCGUAUCACUUAUCAAGUAAAAAGAAAUCCAUAUAAAAGGGAAGAAGAUAAAAAUGGCAAGGGUCCAUUAUUUCUUGCUCCUUAUGUGUAGGGUUUAAGUGAAAAAGAAAUCGAAAUAAAAGGAAAGAUGAUAAAAAUGGCAAGGGGCCAUUAUUUCUUGGUACUUAUGUGUAGGAUUAUAAGGGAUUUGUGGUGAGUGGAGAUUAUGUUAUUGUUAUUUCUCCUUUGAGAAAAGUUCAAUGUGAUCUUAGCUUUUAAGCCGGCUAUGUAAAGUCAAGUGUAAAUGAUGGCAUGA